This is a messenger RNA of Leptosia nina, 1869 nucleotides long. NCBI's taxonomy places the organism in Eukaryota, Metazoa, Arthropoda, Insecta, Lepidoptera, Pieridae. The record is from the annotation of a GenBank genome assembly.
AUGUUUUCUGUUCGGAUCUGCCUUUUUUUUAUUAAUUUUGUAUUCUGCCAUGGCUUUUAUGUGCCCGGAGUUGCACCAGUGGAGUAUAAGAAGGGCCAAAAGAUCGAAGUAAAAGCUGUUAAAAUGACAAGUAUUCACACGCAACUACCAUAUGAAUAUUAUUCAUUACCUCUAUGCAGGCCCAAGAAUGGGACUAUUAUUUAUAAAUCUGAAAAUUUAGGUGAAGUGUUAAGAGGUGAUCGUAUAGUUAGCACAAACUAUGAAGUUAAUAUGGCAGAAAAUAUAAAAUGUAGACUUUUGUGUCAUAAGAAAAAUGAGCCAAUGAAUUGGAGUGUGGAGGAAUCUGAAACUGUUGCAAGUAGAAUUGAACAUGAAUAUUUUGUACAUUUGUUAGUUGAUAAUUUACCAGUGGCCACAAAGAUUAUCAACCGAGAAACUUCAGAGAAAAAUAUUGAACAAGGAUAUAGACUUGGAUUUAUGUCAAAAGGGAAAGCAUAUAUAAACAACCAUUUAAAAUUGUUAUUAAAGUAUCACAAACACAGUCAAGAUUCAUACAGAGUUGUUGGGUUUGAAGUAGAAACUACUUCAGUUGCAAGGGAUGAACUUGUGUUUAUUGAUGACUCCUGUCAGUUUCCAUUGUCAGCAAAGCCUCAACUAGUCAAUGAAGAUACUGGAACCAAAUUGUAUUUUACAUACUCUGUGGAAUGGGGCGAGUCGGAUAUACAAUGGGCUUCUCGAUGGGACAUAUAUUUAGGAAUGAAAGAUGUACAAAUACAUUGGUUCUCUAUUAUAAAUUCCAUAGUUGUAUUGUUCUUUUUAUCAGGUAUUCUUACUAUGAUUAUGGUACGUACAUUACGACGAGAUAUAGCAAAAUAUAAUUCUGAUGAAAACAUAGAAGAUUUGAUUGAAGAGACAGGUUGGAAACUUGUUCAUGGUGAUGUAUUUCGACCUCCUCCUCGCAGAAUGCUCUUUGCUGCAAUUAUUGGAAAUGGAAUUCAAGUAUUUCUAAUGGCACUUAUUACAAUAUUUAUUGCGAUGCUGGGUAUGCUUUCACCAGCGAGUCGAGGAGCAUUGAUGACAGCAGCUAUAUUUCUUUAUGUUUUUAUGGGUUUGAUCGCGGGCUAUUACUCUGCGCGGUUAUAUAAUACCAUGAGAGGCAAACAGUGGAAACAAGCAGCAUUUUUAACUGCCACCCUAUACCCUGCAAUAGUAUUUGGAAAAUGCUUCUUUCUCAAUUUUUUCAUUAUGGGUAAACAUUCCAGUGGUGCAGUUCCAUUCUCUACAAUGAUGGCACUCCUUUGUCUAUGGUUCUGCAUCUCUCUUCCCUUAGUGUAUUUGGGGUAUUAUUUUGGAAUAAGAAAACAGCCCUUCCAACACCCUGUGCGAACAAAUUUUAUACCAAGAAAGGUGCCAGAACAAGUCUGGUACAUGAAUAUAUUCAUUUGUAUCCUUAUGGCUGGUAUCUUACCAUUUGGAGCAGUUUUUAUAGAACUGUUCUUCAUCUUUAGUGCUCUGUGGGAGAAUCAAUUUUAUUAUUUGUUUGGAUUCCUGUUUCUAGUAUUCUGUAUAUUAGUUGUGUCUGUAUCACAAAUUUCCAUUGUUAUGGUUUACUUCCAGCUUUGUGGAGAGGAUUAUCAUUGGUGGUGGAAGAGCUUCAUAGUAUCAGGAGGCUCAGCUGUGUACAUUUUGAUAUAUUCUGUAUUUUAUUUUUUCACAAAGUUAGAAAUAACAGAAUUCAUACCAACCUUGCUCUAUGUUGGUUAUACAGGACUAAUGGUUUUAACAUUUUGGCUGUUGACUGGCACAAUAGGGUUUUUCGCUGCAUAUACAUUUAUAAGAAGAAUAUAUGGGGCAGUAAAAAUUGACUAA